Messenger RNA from Panonychus citri (citrus red mite), 1304 nucleotides. RefSeq lists its product as uncharacterized. The record is from RefSeq and is a predicted model, not a curated record. NCBI's taxonomy places the organism in Eukaryota, Metazoa, Arthropoda, Arachnida, Trombidiformes, Tetranychidae. Bases 426 to 665 code for a protein of 79 amino acids. The transcript has 3 exons.
AUAAGAGAUAAAAUCUUAUAUAUACAAUCAACAACAACAGUAAAUCAACAAAUAAUCAAAGUGAGUAAAUCCUUGAACAUUAAAUGCUGGUAUUACCUGAGAAAAUAUCAAACUAUUAAAGUGACCUUUACCUCUGUUGGUUGCAAUUAGUAAAUUGUAUUUACACCAAUCAGUUUGUGAUUAAUUUUGAUUCUCUCCCGGUGGUUUUUUCAAACAAUUUGACGGUCAACUAGUUGAUCCUUGAAUAGUUUAUUAAUUAUCCAGCCUUCAUCUAAUCACUGUGGUCAUUAUCUUUGGUUAACUGCGAUUGUAAUAAAUAGCAAUCGAACAGCAGAAAUUUUCAUCAGUCAACAAUCAACGACAACGAAAACAACAUUAACUUUUGUUUUAGUAAAUUAGUGAAUUAACAACAAUCAACAACAACAAUGAAAUUCUCGGCAACAAUCAUCUAUUUAAUUGUUACUUUAACCAUUGGAUUAGUUUCUGCUGAUUAUUAUGGCGCUGGUUUCCCAGUCGCUGGUGGUGCAGGUUAUGGUCCAGAAUUGAUUCGUUACAAAAAGGUCCCAUUCCCAUAUCGAUCUGGACGUAACAUCGGCUAUGGUCAAGGCGGAUAUUUGGGUGGAGCCGGAGGCUAUGGAGGGUAUCCAUUAAAUGACGGGUACUAGAAUCGGAUGAUUAUCGUCAUGGUUUAGAAGCCCUUCAAUUGGAAAAGGACUUUUAGAGAGGAUUUUGGGUUAAUUUGCAUAAGAUAUAAAACGCACUCAUUUGCACGCAAUUCACAAUCAACAACAGCUAAACAAUAAUUCGUAGUUUGGUGAUUGUUUGAUGUAUUGAGCUUCUUCUUACACUUUCACUCAUUUCAUCAUUAAUCUUUUAAUCGUAAUCACUUGAUUACGAUAAUCAAGAUUAGAUCAGGAUGGAGGAUCAGGAUCACUGCUUUUCCUGCUUAGCUGUGCACCUUGAUGGUCAACCAAUUUGCUCAAUGGUCAUCGAAAAAAUCUUAGAAUCCAUCUAAUUACAUUGUCACCAUCUCUUUAAUUGUUGAGUUUAAUUUUUGCUUCAAUCACACAAUUUGCACUUGCACUGAUGCUGUUUAUAGACAAAAAUCACACUAAUCAACCAAAUUACAUCAACAAUCAACCACCAGAUUAAAUCAUUAACUAAUUAUUAAACCAUCACAUCUAUGCCAAUCCAAAACUCUUUAAAUUUUGUAAUCAUCUCUUUUUUUUACCUUUGUCAUCAAAAUGUCAACACAACUAUUUUUUUGUUGUUAAUUGUCAUUAAAAAAUAAUUUAGAUUGAAAA